Molecule: messenger RNA, 3470 nt
Organism: Phoenix dactylifera (date palm)
Lineage: Eukaryota; Viridiplantae; Streptophyta; Magnoliopsida; Arecales; Arecaceae
Product: G-type lectin S-receptor-like serine/threonine-protein kinase LECRK3
Biological process (GO): protein phosphorylation
Molecular function (GO): protein serine/threonine kinase activity; ATP binding
Source: RefSeq, a predicted model, not a curated record
AUUCGGGAAAAGAAAGGUCCGCCAUGGAGAAAAGUCAUCACCGAACCAUCGCCGUUCUCAUAGGUCUUGUUAUCGUCUCCAACCACCGCCCAAUUAAGCCCGGGAACAAGAAUAGCCAGUGGUGCUGAAAAAAAUCUCUCACAAUGGCAUCCCUCGCUCUCUCACGCCAUCUCAUCCCCUUCGCUCUAUUCCUUCUUACCCUCACUAUCCCGGCAACGGCUCAAACCUAUGCUCAAACCUAUGCCAACCUGAGCCGGGGCACCUCCCUGACCCCCCUUGGCCGGGCCACCUCCUGGCCCUCCCCCUCCGGCGACUUCGCCUUCGGCUUUCGACGCCUCGACUCCAACGCCUCCCUCUUCAUCCUCGCCAUCUGGUUCAACUCCACCUCCCCCCAGACCAUCGUUUGGUUCGCCAACGGCGACACCCCCGUGCAGGCCGGGUCCAAGCUCGAGCUCACCUCCGAUGGCCAGCUCUCGCUCACCGACCAGACCGGCAACGAGAUCUGGAACCCCGGAGUCAGUAACGCCUCCUACGCUGCCCUCCUCGACACCGGCAACCUCAUCCUCUCCUCCCCCAGCUUCUCCUCCCCUCUAUGGCAGAGCUUCAGCUUGCCGGCCGACACCCUCCUCCCGGGCCAAGUCCUGACCCCGGGGCUCAGCCUCUUCUCCCGCUUCAUGGACUCCAACUUCUCCACAGGCCGGUUCGCUCUCGCGGCGCAGACAGACGGCAACCUGGUGCUCUACCCGGUGGCGCCGCUGCCCUCCAGAAACUUCUACGACGCCUACUGGGCCACCGACACCAUGGGCUCCGGCUCCAACUCCCGGCUCGUCUUCAGCACGUCCGGCGACCUCUACUACGCUCUAACCAACGGUACUCAAAUCAAUAUAACCUCCAACGGCACCUAUUCGACCGAAGAUUUCUACCAGAGGGCGACGCUCGACGUCGACGGCGUCUUCACGGUUUACGUCUACCCGAAGAAGGAAUCAGAAAAGGCGAUAUGGGGGGACAAAUGGACGGCCGUGGACGUCAUUCCUUCAGACAUUUGCACGAGAGUUCUGACCGACGUCGGGAGCGGCGCAUGUGGAUUCAAUAGCUUCUGUGUGUUGGACGAGAAUAAGAGGCCCGACUGCCGGUGCCCAUCGAGCUAUUUGUUCAUGGAUUCCGCCAUGAAAUUUAAAGGCUGCAAGCCAGACUUUGAGUUGCAGAGCUGCGAGCUAGAUGAAUCGGAUUCGUUCAAACUGGAGACGGUGUCCGGUGUCGACUGGCCAAAGGCGGACUAUGAGCAUUACACACAGGUGGAUGAAGAGAACUGCCGAUCAUUCUGUUUGAGCGAUUGCUUGUGCGCGGUCGCGGUCUAUAGGAACGGAGAGUGUUGGAAGAAGAAGCUGCCUCUGUCGAAUGGGAGGACGGGAAAUGUCGGAGGGAAGCUGCUCAUCAAAGUGCCCAAAUAUAAUGCCUCCUUUCCUCCGCCUCCAGGUACAGUUGGAGCCAUGGAAAGAAAUGAUCGAAGCACUUUGAUUCUCGUCGAAUCGUUGCUUCUGGGAAGCUCUGGGCUUCUCAAUUUGAUCUUGAUUACUGCAAUCUUUGCUAUGGUAUACUGCUGCCACAGUAGGAGUUUGAUGAAGCACAAUCAGGACACGACCAUGCUGGGGUUAAACCUAAGGAUCUUCACUUACAAGGAGCUUGAAGAGGCUACCAAAGGGUUCAGCGAGGAACUGGGAAGUGGAUCUUUCGGAGCAGUCUACAAGGGGUUGCUGCUGGCAUCAGACGCCAGAACUUCGAUUGCAGUGAAGCAACUACAUAAAACGUUGCAUGAGGACAGCGAGAAGGAAUUUACCAACGAGGUGAGAUCGAUCGGCCAGACUCACCACAAGAAUUUGGUUAGAUUGUUUGGUUUCUGCAACGAAGGAACUCAUCGGAUUCUGGUGUACGAAUACAUGUGCAAUGGGUCACUCACCAGCUUCCUGUUUGGGAGUGAGAGGCCGAGUUGGAUUAAACGAGUGCAGGUUGCCACGGGGAUUGCGAGGGGACUUGCUUACUUGCAUGAUGAGUGCAGCACGCAGAUCAUCCACUGCGAUAUAAAGCCUCAGAACAUACUUCUGGAUGAGAAUUUCGUUGCCAGGAUAUCAGAUUUUGGGCUGGCCAAGCUUCUAAGAACCGACCAGUCUCGAACGAGUACGGGCAUAAGGGGUACAAGAGGAUAUGUCGCACCUGAGUGGUUUAGAAAUACGGCGAUCACAGCGAAGGUGGAUGUGUACAGCUUUGGGGUCAUGUUGCUGGAGAUCAUAUGCUGCAGGAAGAACCUGGAAGCAGAGGCCGGGGACGAGGACAGAGCGGUGCUGGUAUAUUGGGCUUAUGACUGCUACAGAGAAGGGAAUCUGGAACUUUUGGCAGGCAAUGAUGAAGAGGCGAUGGCUGACAUGGGGAUGUUUGAGACGCUUGUGAUGGUGGCCAUUUGGUGCAUCCAGGAGGAGCCAUCGCUGAGGCCUUCAAUGAAGAAGGUAAAUCAGAUGCUAGAAGGAGCAGUUAUGGUUUCAGUUCCCCCAGACCCUUCAUCGCAUAUUACUCCAAUCAGAUAAGCAUUUAACUUCUCUGUUUUCGUUUUUUGGCCUACGUCCCCUGCUUGCUCUUAAGAACCUCAAAGGCCACCUUUGAUUAUUGCAAUUCUAAGAGUCAUGUAUUACGUUAGUAAAAGGCAGACUACAGCACCAAAUAGUGGUGUCACUUAUAGUCUCCAAAGACACUGAUGGCUUCUAGUUCUAGUCUCCAAAGAUUGGAAUCUUAAUGCAAAUUCGCCAUAAAUUGAGACCGAGAAGCAGAGAUAAGUGUUGAAGGAGCCCUCGCUUACAUUCUCAUGCACACGAGGGUAGCAGGACUGUAAUCUAACGAGUUAGGAAAAGAUUGCCCUACUAAAAAUUAUUCUUAUUUAUUUCCUGUUUGUGCAUUGAAUUUGGAAUUAGUGGAAGAUUCUUCCUCAUUUUAUCCACACUUGUACUCUCUCUUUUGUUUUUGUUUUUUUCUGGUUACACCGGAGUUCAUACUAGUCUCGUAUGAGCACUACCAUUUGAGUCACUGGACAAAAUGCUAUACAAAGAUAGCGGAACAGGUGCAAAGCGGAUUUAUAGAAUAUCACCAGAAUAAUGGACAAGUGACCUAAUCAGCAGCUCUAUUUGACUUUCAGAACACGUGCACAACUUCGGAGACUUCACACUCCAUCAGUAGCCGCCUGAUGUCCUGUAGAUGCGUGUGGUCCUUAAUUAAUAACGGACCGGAUCUAUGUGAGGAUUGAGCAUGCAGAGACCUAGAUGGUGGUGACCCUCAUGGAAUGUUUUAUUUGGUUGGUAAGAUAAGAUGGAUGGAAUUUACCAAAAAAUAUAAGAUGUAUGUUGUCUUUGGUAUAUCGCUCGGUAGGAAUUCUUUUUUCUCUGUAUAAAGUACAAUCCUUAUGGAAUGUUUCAUUGGCUUCACUA